Messenger RNA from Entrophospora sp. SA101, 324 nucleotides. The record is from the annotation of a GenBank genome assembly. Lineage: Eukaryota; Fungi; Glomeromycota; Glomeromycetes; Entrophosporales; Entrophosporaceae.
AUGCUAAGCCCAGAACAACCUCCAACAUACCUUGUAAAUGGUCCUCAUGGAAGAUUAGGUGUAUCUCGUUGUGCAUAUACUAGAAAGCAACUUCAAGUAGUUCCAGAUAAUGAAAACCCGCCUCCAGAUUCAGUAAUUCAUGGAAAACAAGAUAAAUUUAUUCCUGAAAAAAUUCUUAAGCAAAGAACUUAUAAAGGUAAAAAACAAUACCUUGUUAAAUGGUGCCGAUAUCCUGAAAAUGAAUCAACUUGGGAACCAGCAAAUAGAUUCAAAGAAGAUGCACCCCAUCUUGUAAAUGAAUUUCUGGAAGUUAGCAGGGCGUAA